AUAAGGGAUCUUUCAUCAAAUGAAGCUCUCUGAUCUUUGUUCGUUUCCUUCCUUCCUUCCCGCAUCAUACUCCCAGAUCCCACAGUUCCAGUUCUUUCGUUCCCUGUGAUGGAGAAUUCCGAGUAAACCAAAAUUUAAAAAAAAAAUGUGUGUAAAUGGUCCCUGUACAUCCUAGUUCCUGCAAAGCUGAUGUCAGUGGAUUUUUUUGAAGGGAACAACUUUGAAGAUUGGGAGUCUGAGUCUGCAUUGAACAUUAAUAUAGUGUAAUCUGAAUUGCGUGGUACAGAGACUUUCCAAGACUUUAUAUACUUGAUCUCGAUUAGGAGAGAGACGGAGAGAUAUUUUAGCUAUGUACUCUGAUAAUCUAAUUUCAGUUGGAUGACUUUAGAUUCUUGCAUUCUAGUUUUGAAUUUUUUAAAACUAUGGAAUCCUCGGGCUUCACCGUUUACCACUCCAUUUACAAUUCACGAGACGUAUGCUGGUAAUAAAAUAAUGUGACGGUUGAGGAAUCGAGCAUCUCUACUUUUAUAAUGGGUUUUUUUCUUUUUUUUAUUUACAUUCAUACGCACGUUGGAUUAUUGUCGUUUAUUAUAAUACAUGAUUUGUAAUUGAAGAAUUUACAGGCGUCUCUAACAGAGUGCUAGGGUCGUAUCGACGAAUAACUUUUCUAGUGGAGAUAGUUUCAAUAUAAAAUUUUAUGCGUGAUGAUAGAAAUUUUUUCCUUUUAUAUAUGUAUAUAAUUAUCUAUGGAGUCAAUUAUGAUUGUCUAUUAAGAGAACUCUCUCCCUUGACUCUGAAAGAAGGCAUCUAUCACGUUCUGCCUGUUUCCUUUCCUUAUUUAUAUUCGCUGCCUAGCAACAGUAAGCUGAAAUACAGGUGCUCACCGAGAGAGAAGAAAUGAAGAGCAUGAAAGGAGAGGUGUUACUGAACCUGCCCGCCCAGAAAGCAUGGCAGAUGUACAGAGACAAUGAUGUGGUUAGUAAAAUCAAUCCUGAGUUGCUUUCUCGAGCUGAAUAUGUUCAAGGAGAUGGUGGCCCUGGAACUCUUAGGCUCUUUAAGCUUGGCCCUGCUGUGAGCAGCUACGUGGAGGAAUCGGUGGAGAAGAUAGAGAAGGUAGAGACAGGUCGAUCAGUGAGCUACGAUGUGGUGGGAGGAGAGCUAAGGAAGAUGUAUGAUCCAUACAAAGUGACGUUCACAUUCACUCCUGUGGAAGGAAAAGAGAAAGAAAUGUGCACUGCUCAGUGGAAAGCCGAGUAUGAACCACUCACUCCGGCCAUCCCUCCACCGGACAAAGCAAGAGAUGCUGCUUUGCAAUUUCUCCAAUCCUUCGACAAGUUUCAACUCAGCUACUAACAAGUAAGCUCCCACUUCGUCUUCCUCCUCUUCUUCGUCUAUAUUUCAAAUCAGUAUUUGAAAAUAACUAUGGAAAGGGAAAAACAGUCUAUUCCCUCUCCCUGUCUUGUGAAAAAGGAGUUGGGUCAUGUCGUCAGUAUGUUGUGUGAGAGAGACUUUAUAGUUGUGAAUUUAGGUGCCAUCUGUGAAGGUAUAAUGUAUGUAUGUGGUGUUAUUGUGAAGAAAGUGCAGAUCCCGAUGGAGAAAGUCAAGAAUAAUAUAUUACGUAUCGUAAAUUUAUUUCGACUCUUCUGCACGAAAAAGUAUUAUAUUUUGCAUACGUAUUUGAAAGAGA
Molecule: messenger RNA, 1687 nt
Organism: Cucumis sativus (cucumber)
Lineage: Eukaryota; Viridiplantae; Streptophyta; Magnoliopsida; Cucurbitales; Cucurbitaceae
Product: major strawberry allergen Fra a 1.08
Exons: 2
Coding region: 898-1353 (151 amino acids)
Biological process (GO): defense response; abscisic acid-activated signaling pathway
Cellular component (GO): nucleus; cytoplasm
Molecular function (GO): signaling receptor activity; abscisic acid binding; protein phosphatase inhibitor activity
Source: RefSeq, a predicted model, not a curated record